Candidozyma auris is the source of this 1572-nucleotide messenger RNA. RefSeq names its product aminopeptidase Y (gene APE3). The transcript has a single exon. Bases 1 to 1572 code for a protein of 523 amino acids. Lineage: Eukaryota; Fungi; Ascomycota; Pichiomycetes; Serinales; Metschnikowiaceae. Gene Ontology annotation, molecular function: metalloexopeptidase activity; aminopeptidase activity. The record is from RefSeq and is a predicted model, not a curated record. Gene Ontology annotation, biological process: proteolysis.
AUGAAACUUUCAUUUGCCACUGCGCUCGCUAUUUUAGGUGCUGCCUCUGCAACCCCUGUUGACAUUUUCAAUGACAUUAUAAUUGGAGAUGCUGAACUUCAAUUGCCAAUUACCGCCUCUUGGAAGUUCCCCUGGCCACCUUGGGGAAAGCCCGAGGUUGACAGUGAGAAGUUGCAGGCUACCAUCUCUACCGAGGCCUUGAAGGAGAGAGCAGAGAAGUUGUACGCGAUUGCUCAGAAAUCCGAAAAGAAAUAUGGCCACCCUACAAGAGUGAUUGGCUCUCCAGGUCACUGGGCAACAAUCGCAUAUAUCAAGCAUGAAUUGGGCAAAUUAAGUGAUUACUACACCAUUGAUGUGCAAAAGUUCGAGGCAAUUGAUGGUCAGAUUAAUUCUGUUUCGCUUUUGAUUGACGGUGAGAAACCAAAGUCCUUGCUGGCCUUGUCUCUCACACCACCAACUCCAGGCAAGAAACCAGUGCACAGCAACUUGGUUUUGGUUGACAACUUUGGUUGUGAUCUUUCUGAUUUUCCUAAGAACUUAACUGAAGGUAACAUUGCGUUGAUCGAGAGAGGUGAGUGUGCUUUCGGCAACAAGUCCAUCAACGCUGGCAAAGCUGGUGCAGCUGGGGCAAUUAUCUACGACAAGGAUGCUCCAUUGCACGGUACUUUGGGUGAGCCAACUGGAGAGGAGGUUCCCACAGUUUCAAUCAGCAAGGAGGAUGCUCAAAAAUAUAUUGACAAAUUGAAGAAGAACCCCAAGCACAAGUUUGAAACCACCCUUUACGUUGACUCGUACAUCAAGAAGAUCAAGACUCUCAAUGUGAUUGCGGAAACUAUCAAGGGCGACCACGAUAACGUUGUGUCCUUGGGCGCUCAUUCCGAUUCUGUCGCUGAAGGACCUGGUAUUAAUGACGAUGGUUCAGGUACAAUUUCUUUACUUGAAGUUGCUAAGCAAUUGACCAAGUACAAGGUAAACAAUGCUGUUCGUUUUGCCUGGUGGGCUGCUGAGGAGGAGGGACUUUUAGGCUCGUAUGCUUAUGCUCAGUCUCUUUCCCCAAAGGAGAACAAAAAAAUUAGAUUGUUCAUGGAUUAUGACAUGAUGGCUUCUCCUAACUACGAAUACGAGGUGUACGAUGCCAACAACAAAGAUCACCCUAACGGUUCUGGCGACUUGAAGGACCUUUACAUCAACUGGUACAAGGACCACGGAUUGAAUUACACUUUGAUUGAGUUUGACGGUAGAAGCGACUACGUCGGAUUCAUCGACGCUGGUAUUCCUGCUGGUGGUAUUGCUACUGGUGCUGAAAAGGUCAAGACUAAGAAGGGCCAGGAGCAAUUUGGUGGUGAGGCCGGCAAGUGGUUCGACCCAUGCUACCACCAGUUGUGCGACGACUUGUCUAACCCCGACUACGAAGCCUGGUUGGUUAACACCAAGUUGAUUGCCCACUCUGUUGCUACCUAUGCGAAGAGCUUUGAAGGUUUCCCCGAGAGAGAGGUUUCUGAUGUUUCUGCUCAGAGCUCCACUAAGGUGACCGACACUUUCCCAUAUCGCGGCUCCAAGUUGAUUUUUUAG